UCUCCAGCGGCAGGGGCGCCUUAAAGCGUCUUCCGCCGUCGCUGUUUCAGUCUCCGCAAAAAUGGCCGCGACCGGACGUCUAUCCCAGAAGCUCCUGAAGUCCGCUAGGCUGACCCAGACCCGCCAGCUUUCCGCCGCAGCAGCUCACGGCGAAGAUGCAGCCAAGACCUGGAAGAUCCUGUCGUUCGUGGUAGCGCUGCCCGGCGUGGCGGUGUGCAUGCUCAACACCUACCUCAGGAUUCAACAGCACAGCCACGAGCAGCCCGAGUUCAUCCCCUACAGCCACCUGCGCAUCCGCAGCAAGCGUUUCCCAUGGGGUGACGGCAACAAGUCUCUCUUCCACAACUCCCACGUCAACGCCCUCCCCGACGGCUACGAGCAUCACGAUCACUAAAGGCUGUCCGGAGCUCUCUCAGAACUCCCCUACUGGGACCAGAGGGCCCUCUGUCUCCCCCUCUAGUUUCUCUGGACCACUCCUCAAUUUCAUAAUAUCAGUUUACGUGACAUCUGUCCAGUACGUUAAACUUACCUCUGUGCUCUCCGCACCUUGCGGGAGUACCUUAUGGAAACAGUUACAUUUACCUAAGGACCAUUGUAUCACAUCGUCAUUACAACUGAAUUAAAAUCUGUUCAUUAAAUUAUAAA
This is a messenger RNA of Puntigrus tetrazona (Sumatra barb), 645 nucleotides long. RefSeq names its product cytochrome c oxidase subunit 6A, mitochondrial. Gene Ontology annotation, cellular component: mitochondrial inner membrane. The record is from RefSeq and is a predicted model, not a curated record. The coding region runs from base 62 to 394 and encodes 110 amino acids. Gene Ontology annotation, molecular function: enzyme regulator activity. NCBI's taxonomy places the organism in Eukaryota, Metazoa, Chordata, Actinopteri, Cypriniformes, Cyprinidae. The transcript has 3 exons. Gene Ontology annotation, biological process: mitochondrial electron transport, cytochrome c to oxygen.